Sceloporus undulatus (fence lizard) is the source of this 3577-nucleotide messenger RNA. It is a transcript of the gene GJA4, whose product is annotated as gap junction protein alpha 4. The coding region runs from base 169 to 1227 and encodes 352 amino acids. Gene Ontology annotation, cellular component: connexin complex. NCBI's taxonomy places the organism in Eukaryota, Metazoa, Chordata, Lepidosauria, Squamata, Phrynosomatidae. The transcript is spliced from 2 exons. Gene Ontology annotation, biological process: cell communication. The record is from RefSeq and is a predicted model, not a curated record.
GCCCAGCAAGAGCUCACCAUGCGCCAACAGUGCACCUGAACCCUAUCGAAACCUUUUCUCACUUUCCGUGCACAAGUGAAAUUUCAGUCUAUUAAUUAUAUUUUUAUUUUUAAAAGAAACUACCUUGGAUUUCUGCUGAAAAAAACUGCAUUUUACUUGCUGCACAAGAUGGGUGACUGGGGCUUCCUGGAGAAGUUGCUGGAUCAGGUCCAGGAGCAUUCGACGGUCAUCGGCAAGAUCUGGUUGACGGUCCUCUUCAUCUUCCGUAUCUUGAUCCUGGGCCUUGCUGGGGAGUCCGUAUGGGGCGAUGAACAAUCUGACUUUGUUUGUAACACCAAGCAGCCCGGCUGCACCAACGUCUGCUAUGACAAUGCCUUCCCCAUCUCCCACGUCCGUUACUGGGUGUUGCAGUUCCUCUUUGUCAGCACGCCCACCUUGGUCUACCUGGGGCAUGUCAUCUACCUCCACCGGCAAGAGGAGAAGUUGAAGGAACGGGAGAGCGAGCUCCGGGCUCUCCAGUCCAAGGAUUAUAAUGUGACAGCCACACUGAUGGCAGUGGAAAAGAAGAUAGCCAAGAUCUACAUGGCAGAGGAUGGGCGGCUCAAAAUCCGUGGGCCUCUGAUGUGGACCUACAUCAUCAGUGUGGUGUUCAAGUCCAUCUUUGAGGCUGGCUUCAUUCUUGGACAGUGGUACCUCUACGGGUUUGUCAUGAGGCCCCUCUAUGUCUGUGAAGGGUCCCCCUGCCCACACAAGGUAGAUUGCUUUAUGUCCCGCCCCACCGAAAAGACCAUCUUCAUCCUCUUUAUGCUGGUGGUGAGCUUGAUCUCACUCGUCCUCAAUGUUCUAGAGCUCUUCCACCUCUGUUGCAAGGGCCUCCUCCACAGCGUAAAGGAAAGUGACUGCUGCUCUCCUUCGUCUGCUCCCCCUCUGCCUUGCGAUGGCAGCAACUUCCCCAGCAAACUUUGCGAAAUGUCUGCAGGGCCUUAUCCAGACAAAUCCUACUUCUACCUCCCAAUGGCCGAGAGGCCUUCCUCGCACUAUCAGGCUUACAACAAGCUUUCCAACGAGCAGAACUGGGCCAACUUCAACACUGAAGAAACCUUGGCCUUACGAGACCAGAAUAAGCCCCCUGAUGUCUUCGUGGCAGAAGCCCCAAAGACCCAUCUCUCUCAGGAAAGGCAGUCUAGCCGGCCUAGCAGCAGUGCUUCCAAAAAACAGUAUGUCUAGUGAAAAGAAAUUAAAUAUCAAAGGAAGGUGAUGUCUUCCUUGACAGUCCUGGAAGGUUAUGAAGCCAAACCUCUUUAGCAAUGGGUUGCUUCAGUCUGGUUCAUUCCUCUUUAAGAGGUCAUGUCUUGAUGUUGUUGUCAGGUGCUAUGUUCUGUCUCCUACGUUAUCCUGCCAUGGCUUCCACGGGGACACUGACCGAAUUGGCCAGUUAUGCCAGUUAAUAUGCCAGUUAUGGAAAAUGAGACAUGGAACAACCUUUUCCAUUCCAACAAAAUGGCUAAAUCACCUAGGUGGGGUGCUACAUGGUGACUCUUGGAAAGUUAUUGUUGUUUGGUGUCUUUUGUCUGUACUCUAGAUGUUCAGAUGGCAGCAAAUGGCUGGUCAAAGGGGGGUAUGAGACCUCUUGACAUGCUGACAAUGUGUAGAAGAUGGCUUCAGUUCUUACAAGGCAACUUGCAAGCUUGUGGAAACGCAGAGAACGAAAAUACACUCAAGCGGAGACAAAAGAGAUUUCUGGUGUAACUUCUAUUUAUGGAUGCCAUGUCAAUGACUCAAGGGCAUACAUCUCUCCCUCGACCGGGCUGCCUUUUCUCUUCUGGUCCAAGCAGCUUAGAAAUAUACAGGAAGUUCAAGCAGUUUAGGAAUAUUAGACCGUAAGAAUAUAUUGGACUGGAAGGGGGGGAAAGUAAUCUAAAAACAGCUUUCCUGUUUUGGGCCAGCAGUUGAGGGAACAUUGACUGCUGUAGAAAUGAGCUUAUCCAGAGCUCACCUCAUUAAAAUACAGAACAAAGUCCCCUUGAUACGGCUCAAAUCCUUUGAGCCAUUUCUGAAAUGUCUCCUUGGAGGUCGGUCCUGCUUAGUAUGUGUGCUAUGAUGGGGUCGUAAGCAUGGUUGUUGUUGGUUUUGGGGUCUUCACUAUAUGGCGUACAUGGUUAAGUUAUCUUCCUUGUAACACAUUCACGGUUGGGGAAUAUCCAACACUUGAUUUGAAAAAUGCUCUUUUUUCCUUCAGCACUGUAGGGUUUUAUUUAGAGAUGCACAGUGCAAAUCCUUAGCCAUCCCUCCUCAGCCUAUGUGCCUGUACUACCUCUUCUCUGUCUGUCCCAGUGACAUCAGAUCAGGGGUCUCAGAUCCAUAAGUACAGCUCUGGCCGUCCAGAGAUUGUUGGCCUGCACUUCCAUAAUCCCUAACCAUAGGCUGUGCUGGCUAGGGCUGCUAGGACAUACAGUCCAGCAUCAUCUGAAACAGGCUUUCUCAACCUUUGAUCCUACACCUCUUUUGUACUUCAUGUCUCAGAUGCUUCCACCUUCAUGGCUAAUGAUUGGUUCUGGGAGUUGAAGUCCAAAACAUCUGGAAGACCAAAGGUUGAGAACUGCUGAUCUAGAAGGUCACAAGUUGCUGACCCCUGCCAUAGACACACAUACAUAGUGUUUGAAAAUCCAUUGGAACUUCAUCCUGGUUGUCCUUUCAAGCAUCUAUCAUCCAAAGCAGGGCUGUUGAGGUGCAUAUGUAUGUCCAUAUACACACCUUUACCCCUACAUUUCCAUGCAUCUCGCUCCUGAUAUAGAGAGGACAACUACUGGCUCAGCUAAAAGCUGCAAUACAUAACUAUCCCAUAAGACAAAAUGUAAUGCAUGUUAGAGAGAAAUGUUUUUAUAUAUAAACCUUUGUACUGGCCAGUCUCUGUCCUGGGGGACUUAGAGUUUGUGUUCUUCCUUAUGUUAAUUUAUUGUGAUAUAUGUGUAUAGUCUUCAAACAGAAGCUAGUCCUUCCAGAUCCUUUCAACAAAGAGUGUGUUAAAAUAGUGAUAGUUCCUCACUGGCAACGAAAAGAUAAUGUGAGAACCAGUCCACUGGAUACUUUAAUAGCGUGUUGGGUGCCUUUUUCUGUUUGUCUCUGAGAUAAAUUGGAGCAGGGUGUUUUUGCCUGAAAAGGUUCUUAUCUUCAGCAACACAGUGGAAACCCUCUCGUCUUGGGGGAGCUUUUGACUGAUAUAAAACCAAGCUCUUUUCCCCUUUUAUGUCGCCUCCAAAAUCCACGAUCAAGAGGAAACUCAGGGAGGAAGAAAAUUAUUUUUCUACAGUGCCAUUUCUCGAUCUCCGGUGUCAUCCAGUGCGGUGACAAAGCUGUGAAAAGGAGAUCUUUGCAUGCCAUGCAUUCCGGCUCUUUUGAGGGGGACCAACAUAGUGUGGACAGCUUGUCUCCCCAUUGACAGUUCAACCAAAAUACAUCAAUGCCAAGGAGUGAGUCAUGGUUUUGGGGGAAGAGAGCUGAUCAUCUUAGAUCUGAAUUUCCUUUUUCAGAAUAAAACUGCAACAAUGGUCGCUUGCAUGUGCAGAGUGCCUUUGUA